AUGGUUCAAGAGGAUACUCGUCGAAUCGAAACGGAAGAAGAAUAUGAAAUACGAAAAAACGUGACGCUUCCACAACUUCAAGAAAUAGAACAGGAAUUUUUCGAGUUGGUGAUAAACGGAAGUAUCGCUGAAGUCGAGCUUUAUCUGAGAGUUCAUCCGGAUUUUAAAAUUAAUGCUACCAACUACCAAGGUAUUACAGCUCUACACAUAGCCAUUGAAGAGAGGAACGGCCCUAUGGUGAAAUUUCUACUUUCCCAUCCAGAGAUCGAUCCCGGUGACGCCCAUCUCUACGCAAUCAGAGAAAACGAGACGAAGAUAGCCGGCAUGAUUUUAGACAAGCUCAACGAGAUAUCACCGGGAUUAGAAUAUGCCAGUGUCACUCAUAGCUCUGAUUUCCCGGACGAGGCUACACCCUUAGCGAUCGCAGCACAGUACGGUCAUUAUGAGCUUAUUCAAUAUCUGAUCGAACAUCGACUUCAUAGGAUUCAACGACCUCACCCACCUAACUGCAAUUGCUUGAGCGUGUGCAAACGAGAACGUGAAAUUUAUGACAGCUUAACGGUGGAUCGAAAACGUAUAUUUCUCUAUCGAGCUAUAUCUAAUCCAGCCUAUAUCUGUUUGACCGAGGAAGAUCCAAUUCUCGCUUCUUUUAAUCUAUCGGUCGAGCUAAAAAUGGCUGCAUCCUACGACAGGGAGUUCUAUAACGAGUACAUCCAGCUAUCCGAGAAAUUAUCAGAAUUCGCUACGGAUCUGAUCGGUUGCGCCAGGAAAGCUCAUGAAGUGGAGACAGUGUUGAAGAGAACGUCAGGCUUUACUAGAUCUUCUAGAUUCAUUUAUCCGCGCUUGUUAAUGGCUCUUGAUUACAAGCAAAAAACUUUUGUCGCUCAUCCGAACGUACAAGAGCUGAUCGAGAACAAAUGGGUGGACAAUUGGUACGAAUGGAGGAUGAGAAAAACUUGGCUUCAAUGUUUAACCGUUUUACUACGAAUAAUCCUAUUACCUCUUAUCGCCUUGAUCAUUCUGAUCAUACCGAACACGAAAAUCGCUAAAUUUUUUUCAAGUCCGGUUAAUAAAUUCCUUCACUCUGUUGCCAGCUAUCUCGUUUUCCUUAUCAUCGUAUUUCUUAUAUCCAAUGCCGAUAAGAACAAGCAACUUCGUGGGCCACCGAAUACCGGAUUCGAACCGAUUCUAGCAAUUUACGUGAUAUCGUAUUUAUGGUCGAUCAUACGGCUUUGCAUUAUGCUCGGUCCAAGAAGAUUCUUCAGGGCACCUUGGAACUGGUACGAAAGCUGUAUGAUAUUCCUGUUCCUAUUGACGUUUAUGUGCUGGAUAGAUGCUGCUAUCGACGUCAGGAUUAACGGGCAAUGUGACUUAGAGAGAAAAUAUUGGCACAAAUACGAUCCGACAUUGAUAGCCGAAGGUGUUUAUUGUUUGGCUACGAUCAUGGCCUUCUUUCGAUUGAUGUUUCUUUGUCAAUUGAAUUAUCACCUCGGUCCUCUUCAACUCUCCCUUGGAAAGAUGAUCCAUGAUGUUACCAAAUUCAUCGUGAUAUUCGCCAUCGUCCUUUUAGCUUUCACAUCCGGUCUGUCUAAGUUGUAUCAGUAUUACGAAGAUAUGGUACAAAUUGAUAAAAAUAAUAUAAAGAUACAACAGGUGAGUUCAUUCGUUAAUUUCCCAUCGAGCCUGAAGACACUUUUUUGGGCCGUUUUCUGUAUGAGUCCUAUUGAAAGUGCUGACGUCAUUAUUGAAAAUCUACCAAGUGAUAACGAUACGGAAACCAUCAUAAAUCAUCAUACAUUCACGGAGAUUAUCGGUUAUAUCGCAUUCGCAAGUUUUGAAUUCAUUUCUGUGGUCGUUGUCCUUAAUAUGCUAAUUGCCUGUAUGACCAAUACCUUUACCAAGGUCACAGAUAACGUCAUCGUUGAAUGGACCUUUGGUCGAACGGAGGUUUACAUCAAUUUCAUGCUGAUGACCACCCUACCACCACCCUUCAAUAUAAUUCCCACUUUCGCUGGCUUUCAAACGAUCGCCGAAUACGUGAAGGUACUCGUCAAACCACCGCCGAACAAACGCGCCCGCUGGGACUUCAUGCAGUGUUGCUAUAUCGAAACGUUAGAAGAUGAAAAGGACGAAGUAUUCGCCCAAGUGAUGAUGCAAUUGGUACAACGUUAUUUCCGCGAGAAGAGUAGGGAAAUCGAGAAGACGAACAUCGAGAAAUUUAGAAGAGAAUUGAUAGAAGUGAGAGGACUUCUGCGAGAGGCACUUGAAGCUGCUUGAGGAAAUACAAGA
Molecule: messenger RNA, 2289 nt
Organism: Vespa mandarinia (Asian giant hornet)
Lineage: Eukaryota; Metazoa; Arthropoda; Insecta; Hymenoptera; Vespidae
Product: short transient receptor potential channel 5
Biological process (GO): regulation of cytosolic calcium ion concentration; calcium ion transmembrane transport
Cellular component (GO): plasma membrane; cation channel complex
Molecular function (GO): protein binding; inositol 1,4,5 trisphosphate binding; store-operated calcium channel activity
Source: RefSeq, a predicted model, not a curated record